Messenger RNA from Schistosoma rodhaini, 1250 nucleotides. The record is from the annotation of a GenBank genome assembly. Lineage: Eukaryota; Metazoa; Platyhelminthes; Trematoda; Strigeidida; Schistosomatidae.
AUGCUUCCUCGUGAGUCCAACUCCAAAGAGACCGAUGCUGGAUUGUUAAGUAUACUGACAUAUCCUGGGUUUUCUGUCACAGACGAUGAAUUAAUUGAAAGUACACGUAGCGCAAUCAUUCGGAAGCUUUUGGGGAGAUAUGGUUGUCGACGUUUCUUACGUGAUGGAUUUCGUACUGUUAGAGAAGAUGUAAACCGUCUGUAUUACGAGCCUUGGGAGCUACGUAUGUUUGAUGGUAUUGAGUGUGAAUGGCCAAUGUUUUUUGCAUGGCUUGUGAUUGAUGCAAGUUUCCGUGAAGAUUUUGACGAUGCAGAUCGAUAUAUGCAGAUGCUUCAAGAAGUCGUUAUCCCAGAGGCUUUCAGUAAAAUUUAAAGUAUUCAAUUGUCUAUGCAAAGCAAUGCUAGCUGUGUUACACUUCUCAAGUCUGAUUGUGUAAUCGUGAAAUAUAUAUGUACUAAUGAUCUUGUUUCUAAAUAUGAGAAUAACAGUUGUACGACUAAAACACCAUUCUUCAAGGAAUACAGAAAUAUUGAGAACACUUUGUACAAGUCCUUUCAAUCAUCUCAAAUUUAAUUCAGUACCAUUUCCUCCAAAAAGUUUCAAGUUGACAUUUCUCUUCAUCAUGUUACUCAAUAACGUGUUCCACUAGAUUUUCGUUCUCUUAGGGAUUAGUAUUUUGUCUGUAAAAUAAUAAGUUUGAGGUAAUUUGAUCAUAGACCAAAACUCAAGACUCAUUCGUUGACUGGAAUAUUUUUCUGUAUGUUCAGUUAGACAAUAAAGCACUUCGUAUUCCGUUUUAAUGAUUUUUUGACUGCUUCAAUGCGAACAAAGACAAAUUUACUCGAAGCUGGAUGUAUAUGACUUGUUCUUGAAGGAAGUUGACAUCAAGACUUAACGUUUUGCAGCCGACAAUGAGGAAUGUAUAUCGAACAAAAUUAUAAAAGAUAGAAAUAUGAACAGAAAUUAUUUACAAAUUUAGUCCAUUUUUACUAUUCCUACAUUGCUGAUCAUAAUCGUUGACUGCACUGGAUCCUAAAUUUAUCCGAAUCGCUGUAGUGCAGUCCUGACAAAUAUGAUGCUAUCCCGAUUCAAGUAAAGCAUAAAAUCAUAACCAACUUUGAAUAGUAUUGUUAUAAACGUAAAGGAGAGGAUGCUGGUUAUAACAGUAGGGGUUCUUGUUAUAACAGUCCUUUUACUUCUUACACGUAUGUGGGACGUUAAUUUAUCUUAGACGAAUAUCUACACUAGAU